Messenger RNA from Chenopodium quinoa (quinoa), 1731 nucleotides. RefSeq lists its product as uncharacterized. NCBI's taxonomy places the organism in Eukaryota, Viridiplantae, Streptophyta, Magnoliopsida, Caryophyllales, Amaranthaceae. The coding region runs from base 1 to 1731 and encodes 576 amino acids. The record is from RefSeq and is a predicted model, not a curated record. Gene Ontology annotation, molecular function: nucleic acid binding; zinc ion binding. The transcript has 2 exons.
AUGGUGAAUCAAGCUGAAUUUGCGGCAUUGUUGGAUGAGCUCAAGAAGAUUAAUGCUCGGUUGGAUAAGUCGGAAGAAGUUACUGCUUUACUCCAGCAAGAACUACAUAACCGUGAACCACCUCCGCUCAUACGCAAUCACACAGUUGAGGAGAUAAAGCUUGCUGAUUUGCCUAGCUUUGACGGUGAUGGUGAUCCAGACUUAUACUUGGAUUGGGAGAGGAGAAUGGAACGUAUAUUUGCACACAAAAAUCUGGACGAUCACAAACAUUUCAAUCACGCUAUCCUCAAGAUCACAAGGUAUGCUUCCCUUUGGUUUGAUUCCAUGCAAAAUAACCGUGAAAGAGAAGGUAAGCCACAACUCUCUACUUGGACAGAUUUAAAGACUAAGAUGAAAAAACGAUUUGUUCCACGAUCUUAUAAGCAAGACUUGUAUUUGAAAUUAAAUUCUUUGACACAAGGAUAUAUGUCGGUUGCUAAUUAUACCAAAGAAUUCGAAAGACUUUAUAUUGCUUGUGAUUGCAAGGAUGAAGAGGAACAAAAGAUUGCAAAAUUUGUGAUUGGUUUGAAUACUUCUCUACGUAAUCAAGUCGAAGUACUACCCUUGACUACUUUUGAUGAUGUUUGUAUGAUUGCUUGCAAGUUAGAGAAGCAAAAGAAGCCAUACCCUUCUAUUAAGCCGCAAACCGAAAAUUAUGAUAUUGCUCCAGGUUCAUUAGAUGCCACGUCUAAGCAUGACAAACUUGUGUCAAACUUAAAGCAAGGGCAAUCUUCUCUGCCUCAAAGUCAACAAAAGAUGAAACAAAUUGUUUGUUUUAAGUGUCAGGGCAUGGGGCAUCUUGCUAAGCAAUGUCCAAACAAGGCACUUAUUACUAAGGAGGAAUACUACACAUUUUUAUCUCAAAACGUGGAUGAAUUGGAUGUUUGCUAUGCAGAAAAUGAGCCUAAGAGCUUGAUUAUAAGGAGGUCUUUAUUACCCACGCUUGAUGAGAAAGAAGAUGAGCAAAAGUCUAAUCUUUUCCAUUCUAAGUGCCUAAUUAAUGGUAAAGUUUGCUCUUUUAUAAUUGAUAGUGGCUCUUGUACAAAUGCUUGUGCUUUGUCUAUGGUGGAUUCGCUUCAAUUACCUACAAGAAAGCACCCUCAGUCAUACAAAUUGAGUUGGUUUAAUGAUGACAAUGGUGUGUGGGUUAAAAAACAAACUUUGAUUGGUUGUAAAGUAGGUGACUAUGUGGAUCAAAUUUGGUGCGAUGCCGUGCCAAUGACCGCAUGUUCUUUGCUUCUUGGACAACCUUGGCAAAGUGAUAGACACGUUUUUCACAAUGGCAAGACUAAUGUCUAUUCGGUUCUAAUUGGAGACAAGCGUUUAGCCUUGCAUCCCUUACCUCCUAUACGUCCACCUAUGCCUAAAGAACAAAAAGGAGGCGUUGCUCAUGUGUGUUUUAGCUCGUGCCAUCAGGAGGUGCUUGAUUGUUCAAACGAUAAGAGAGAACGAAGGGACAAAUUGCUCCAAAUGCGCAAAGGAACUAAUCUGCAAGAGGGAUCGAAAGUGUGGUUGUCCUUAAAUGCUCAACGUAUGCAUAUUGAUCACAAGAAUGGUGAACCAAUGGAUGAGGGACCGUUUGACAUUGUUGAGAAGGUUGGCUAUGAAACAUUCAAGGUUCUUCUAGGGAAUGGAGUUUGUGCUACUCUUCCUUCGUCCGAUUUGGUACCUUGCUUUGAGGAUGAAACUUGA